Molecule: messenger RNA, 2392 nt
Organism: Acanthochromis polyacanthus (spiny chromis)
Lineage: Eukaryota; Metazoa; Chordata; Actinopteri; Pomacentridae
Product: 3-oxo-5-alpha-steroid 4-dehydrogenase 2-like
Exons: 5
Coding region: 1490-2251 (253 amino acids)
Biological process (GO): steroid biosynthetic process
Cellular component (GO): membrane
Molecular function (GO): 3-oxo-5-alpha-steroid 4-dehydrogenase activity
Source: RefSeq, a predicted model, not a curated record
ACAAAAGCAAGCCAGACAACAACAAAACAGAAAACGACAAAAACAAAAGAGAAAACGACAAAAACAAAACAGAAAACGACAAAACAAAAGAGAAAACGACAAAAACAAAACAGAAAACGACAAAAACAAAACAGAAAACGACAAAAACAAAACAGAAAACGACAAAAACAAAACAGAAAACAACAAAAACAAAACAGAAAACGACAGAAACAAAACAGAAAAUGACAAAAACAAAACAGAAAAUGACAAAAACAAAACAGAAAACGACAAAAACAAAACAGAAAACGACAAAAACAAAACAGAAAACGAAAAAAACAAAACAGAAAACGACAACAAUAAGACACAAAACAAAAAAGGAGACAGAAGUAAUACAUUUUCUCCAUGGAUUAUUUGAAAUUUGACAUGAAAUGUUUUCCAGUUUGGCUGCACAGUGGAGUAAGUGCUUAGCACUGUCGCCUUGCAGCAAGAAGACCCCGGUUCAAAUCCUGGCCUGGGAUCUUUCUGCAUGGAGUUUGCAUGUUCUCCCUGUGCAUGCGUGGGUUUUCUCCGGGUACUCCGGCUUCCUCCCACAGUCCAAAAACAUGCUGAGGUUAAUUGGUUACUCUAAAUUGUCCGUAGGUGUGAAUGUGAGUGUGAUUGUGUGUCUGUAUAUGUAGCCCUGUGACAGACUGGUGACCUGUCCAGGGUGUCCCCUGCCUUCACCAGAGUCAGCUGGGAUAGACUCCAGCACCCCCCAUGACCCCAGUGAGGAUAAAGCGGUGUAUAGAGGAUGAAUGGAUGGAUGGAUGGAUGGAUGUUUUCCAGUUCUUAAUGACUCAAAUGUGUGUCUGUGGUUGUGAAACAUUCCAGGGAUUCCAGAUGUUAACAGCAGCAGGUUUGAUCCUGCAGAGAAACGUCACAUAAUGAGGUACUGCAGUACAGCUGAGAGUACUACAAUACUUCUAUUUACUACUCUUGGUGGUUUUUCUUCCUUCUGAGUACAUUUGAUGUCAUUCUGUGUCUCAGUUCUUUCCUGUGGUCUCAUUUUGGUUGUUUUGAAUCUAUAUUUUUUUGGGGGGGGGGUUGUUUUCUGUGUGUUUGUUGCUCUUUUGUCUUGUUUCAAAACGAGAAAAGGUUUUUCAUUUGAGCAUAUUUUUACCUCACUGUUUUUUGCAGCAGUGGGGGUUUCUGGGUAUUUUCUCACCCACACACAGUCCACAUUUUAUAGGAUCAGAGGAUGGGGGUGUAAGUAGGGUACCAGGUGGAGAGAGGUCAGUGUGUCCAGCUGCUAAUCAGAGGCAGGAGGUCAGACAGAGAACAGCAACAGGAGACUGAAGAAGGAGUCAGAUAGACAGCAGAUAACAGAGAAAGAGCAGAGGACGGCAGGAAGGAGGGCAGCAAAAGGUCUGCUACCGCCCGCAUCAGCACACUCUCUGUCUAUAGGUGUCCUUCCGCCCGACGGCUCUUCCCGGUGCUCAGACUCCCGGUGCUGCGGCUCAGUUACCGGGGGAUGGAGUGUCAGGACGCCGCCGUGUCCGGUCUGAGCUGGACCCUGAUCGUGGGGGGCGGACUCUACCUGUGGAGGCAGACCCGGACCGUGGCUCCGUACGGCCGCUACGUGGAGGCGAACCGCUGCUGCUGCCCGGCCCGGCUGGCCUGGUUCCUGCAGGAGGUCCCGUCCUUCCUGCUGCCGCUGCUGCUGCUGUCCGGACAGCGGGACGCCGAGCGGCAGGACGCCGGGAGAAGGCUGCUGCUGCUGGGGAGCUUCAUGCUGCACUACUUCCACAGGAGUUUCAUCUACGCCUUCCUGACCAGAGGACGACCUGUCCCGCUGCUCAUUGUCCUCUAUUCUGCCAUCUUCUGCUCGCUCAAUGGCUUCCUGCAGGGACACUACCUGCUGCACUGCAGCCGCCUGGAGGACACCUGGCUGACCGACGCCCACCUGGCUGCAGGUUUACUGGUGUUUGUGGUCGGAAUGACCGUCAACAUCCACAGCGACCACAUCCUGCGCAGCCUCAGAAAACCUGGAGAGACCGUCUACAGGAUCCCCCAUGGUGGGAUGUUUGAGUUGGUUUCUGGAGCUAACUUCUUUGGGGAGAUCGUCCAGUGGUGUGGUUUCGUUGUAGCUGCCAGGUCUCUACCAGCCUUCGCCUUCUUCUUCUUCACCGUCUGCUCCAUUGGGCCCAGAGCCUACCAGCACCACAGAGAUUAUCAACUGCGGUUUGAGGACUAUCCUCGCUGCAGGAAGGCUCUGGUCCCCUUCAUCCUCUGACCCUAACCAUGUCUGUCGUAUUAAUCUGUACUGUCAAUCUGCUUUAUUAAACUAUAAUAUUGAUCUUUGUUGUUGCUGAUGCUAUUGUCUGGUGUGAAGCUGCAGAUGGUGACAAAGUGGAAAUAAAUGAAAUGAAAGGAC